Molecule: messenger RNA, 591 nt
Organism: Penicillium pulvis
Lineage: Eukaryota; Fungi; Ascomycota; Eurotiomycetes; Eurotiales; Aspergillaceae
Exons: 3
Coding region: 1-591 (196 amino acids)
Source: RefSeq, a predicted model, not a curated record
AUGAAGCUGAUUCUCAUCGUCUUUUGUACCCUGCUGGCUCUCGUAGCUGCAGUGGACACAGAUACCCAGCUCCAGUGUGCCCGCAAGUGCGAUCCCCGCGACAGCUGCUGCAUCGCCAAGUGUUACCAGACGCCUUGCCCCAAUGACAGUCAGGUUGAAGAUACCCACAACUGUAUCGCCGCCUGCCCCCAAGGCACUGGCACGCCGGCCGAUACCCAGAAAUUUGCCGACUGUGAGAAGCGUUGCAUCGACACUCACUACAUGGCUACUGCCAAUGCCGCUGCUGUGACGACUUUCUCCAGCACCACUACUUCUAGCACUAUUAUUUCCGGCACCACUGUUUCUGGCACCACUGUCUCUACUACCACUACCUCUGGUAAACCAGCUUCUGACACCACUGUUUCUGGCAAUCACACCAUUCAGACUGAUGCCACUACCCACUCAGACAGUACAUCCUCCGAGGAAAGUGAUUCCGCCAGUGGUUCGUCUAGCCACACGAGUGCUGCGCACACUAACGCGGCUGCCAAUAUCAACCUGUGUGCUUCGAGCGUCGGGAUUCUUGGCAUAAUGCUCGCCGCCUUUGUUCUGUGA